Molecule: messenger RNA, 1854 nt
Organism: Schistosoma rodhaini
Lineage: Eukaryota; Metazoa; Platyhelminthes; Trematoda; Strigeidida; Schistosomatidae
Source: the annotation of a GenBank genome assembly
CGAGAUUAUUUAUUUACUAGGCUAUAAUUUUAUCAGGAAUAUCAUAAUUAUAGUAUAUCAUUAAUCCAAGAGUACAUUUUUUAAAUAAUGAAAUUAAUUUUAAUAUUAAAAUUAUAUUCCAUUAUUGUUAUAUGCUAUCAAGUCAUUGGAUUGGAUAAUAAUAAUACUACUACUACCCGAAGCUUAUUUUUAUCCCCUUCUAUUCCUUUUACUCCGUAUAUAAUUUAUGAUCUAUCUGGUAUACCUGGACAAGGAUAUUAUAUGACAGUUUACAUUGGUAAACCAAGUCAAAAAAUUCAAUUACUUGUUGAUACUGGCAGUAGUAACUUAGCAAUUGCUGGUAGAAAUUUAACAAAUGUUGACAAUUGGUUUAAAUCUACCAAAUCAUCUACAUUGAGAUGUAGUGAUCACUUAAUUCAACGUGUACGUUAUUUGAAAGGUUAUUGGACUGGUGUUUAUUGUCAAGAUGAAUUUGAUUUUACAAAUAAACAAGAUACAACAAUUAUUAAUCAAUAUUCAAUCAAUACUACUAAUCAAAUUCAAUUAUCAUUUAGUUUAAUUUUUAAUUCAAAUAAAAUAUUUUUAUCACAUAUUUAUAAUCAUUCUACAUGGUAUGGAAUUAUUGGAUUAGGAUUUACAACACUUUAUAUUAAACCAAAAUUAAUCAAUAUUUAUAAUCAUCAUCAUUAUCAAAAAAAUUUAUUGAUUAAUUGGAAAAAUCAAUUAAUUAAUCAAUUAUUUGAUCAUAAUCAUAAUCAUAAUAAUAAUCAAUUCACUUAUAUAGAUCAAUUAAAUUCUAUAUGGAAUAUACAUAAACAAUUUGGAUUAUUAUUAUGUGGAACUACAUUGUUCAACGAUCCAGAUAUGAAUUCACGAAAGAUGUCAGGUAAACUAAUAAUUGGUCGAACAGAUUUAAAUCUACUCUGGCCGUCUACUUAUAUUACUAACAAUAUGUCAUCAUCGAAAAUACCAAGCUUAAACCCAUCGACAGUUUAUUACACGCCUAUUCGAAAAGCAUGGUAUUAUGAAAUAAUUCUCACCGAUCUUUUGAUUGAUCAAUACAGUUUAGUAGAUAAUUGUAAAGAGUUAAAUUUAUAUAAAACAAUCAUUGAUAGUGGUACAACUAAUAUUUAUUUACCAAUAAAAAUAUUUCAACAAUUAAUUCGUUAUAUUCUAAUCAAAUAUAUCGAUCAGAAAUCGAUUUUUAAUAAUAUUAAAAAUAAAAAAUUAUUUUGGUAUGGUAAAAAUGCAUAUUGUUUACCUAAAAUAAUCAAUAAUAAAAUCAAUCAUGAAAAAUCAAUAAAAUUAUUUUAUCAAUCAUUUCCAAUGAUUGAAUUUCAAUUAAUAUCAAGUUAUAAUACAUUAAAUGAAAUUAUUUCUUUAUUAUUAUCACCACAGCAAUAUGUUAGAUACCUUGGUAGAAUAAACCGAAAUAAUCAAAGUAGAGAUUGUUUUGCUUUUGCAAUACAACCAACUCAUAGAAAUACAAUAUUGGGUUCAGUAUUUCUUGAAGCAUACUAUACUAUAUUUGAUCAAGAAAAUAUGCAGAUUGGAUUUACUAAUUCACCAUGUAAUUCAUAUACAAAUAAUCCAAAUAUACCUCUAUCUAAAGUGAAUGGAUUAAAACUAUGGAAUGAAACAUUUAAAUAUAUUUCAUCAAGAAGAAUUUAUCAAGACAAUAUCAAUAUUCAUCAUCUUUCAUCACCAUUGGAUUGUGCUGUUUAUAGACCUACAAAAUCUUUACAAUUAGUAUAUUUUAAAGAAUUACAUUCAAGAAUAUUUUGGUUAUCUACAAUCGUACAUUUCUUUUUGAUUCCUUUAUAUAUUUUGUUAAAAAUUAAAUAUAUUCAUUAA